Messenger RNA from Myotis lucifugus (little brown bat), 909 nucleotides. RefSeq names its product ferric chelate reductase 1 like (gene FRRS1L). The record is from RefSeq and is a predicted model, not a curated record. Bases 1 to 858 code for a protein of 285 amino acids. Lineage: Eukaryota; Metazoa; Chordata; Mammalia; Chiroptera; Vespertilionidae. The transcript is spliced from 6 exons. Gene Ontology annotation, biological process: regulation of glutamate receptor signaling pathway.
AUGCGCAGACCGAGGCGGCUCCGCGGCUGCGCGGGCUGCGGGCGGGGGACGGGCCGGCGCGUCCUAAAGGCGGCGGAGGCGGCGAGGGGCGGCCGGGGACCUCGAGGCCGCGUGCGGGGCGACGCGGGCGCCGACGAAGCGGUGCGGCGCCACGACUCCUCCUACGGCACCUUCGCCGGGGAGUUCUACGACCUGCGCUACCUGUCGGAGGAAGGUUACCCUUUCCCUACUGCUCCUCCUGUGGAUCCAUUUGCCAAAAUCAAAGUGGAUGACUGUGGUAAAACUAAGGGAUGCUUUAGAUACGGGAAACCAGGCUGCAAUGCAGAGACCUGUGACUACUUCCUUAGCUACCGGAUAAUAGGGGCCGAUGUGGAAUUUGAGCUGAGUGCGGACACAGAUGGCUGGGUAGCAGUUGGAUUCUCUUCAGACAGGAAAAUGGGUGGUGACGAUGUCAUGGCCUGCGUCCAUGAUGACAAUGGCAGGGUCCGCAUACAGCACUUCUACAACGUAGGCCAGUGGGCAAAGGAGAUCCAGAGGAAUCCUGCCAGAGAUGAAGAAGGAGUGUAUGAGAACAAUCGAGUCACCUGCAGAUUUAAACGCCCUGUGAAUGUUCCCAGAGAUGAAACGAUUGUCGACCUGCAUUUGAGUUGGUAUUAUCUGUUUGCUUGGGGCCCAGCCAUUCAGGGCUCUAUCACCCGACACGAUAUAGACUCACCACCUACUUCUGAGCGUGUUGUCAGUAUUUACAAGUAUGAAGACAUUUUUAUGCCAUCAGCUGCCUACCAGACCUUCUCCUCUCCAUUUUGUUUGCUUCUCAUUGUUGCCCUGACUUUCUACUUAUUGAUGGGAACCCCUUAAUCGCAGCUGCAAAGCCAACACAUUCAAUGGAUUAGAAAGUCUUCAGUAUAU